GGCAUGCUGCGAGCGACGCUGAGGCUGCUAAGUCGUGCGCGGCCCUGGGGGCCUGGCGCGAGGCAGCUGUGGGGCCGCAGUGCCUGUCCGGAGGCCACGAGGAGCCGGCGAGCCUGGGGCUGGGGGUGGCGGCACUCGAGCUCCGAGCCGGGGCCGGGGCGCGUGGAGGCGGCGCACUACCAGCUCGUCUACACCUGUAAGGUGUGCGGGGCUCGGUCCUCUAAGCGCAUCUCCAAGCUGGCCUAUCACCAGGGCGUGGUCAUCGUGACCUGCCCCGGCUGCCGGAGCCAUCACAUCAUCGCCGACAACCUGGGCUGGUUCUCGGACCUGGAGGGCAAGAGGAACAUCGAAGAGAUCCUGGCGGCCAGAGGGGAGGAGGUGCGCCGAGUGGCUGUGGAGGGGGCCCUGGAACUGGUUUUGGAGGCUGCAGGGGCCCCCACAUCCACUUCUCCGGAAGCGGGUGAGGACGAGGACCGCAGCCACCCUGGUAAGGCGGAGCCCAGCUGACUCCCACGCUUGCUGGCGCCGUGGGACUUACGCCUUCCGGAAGGAUGUUUUGACCCUGGGCCUCCCUGGAUGUGGCCUGUUUUCUAUCAAUAAACAGAUGUCAUUUCCA
Propithecus coquereli (Coquerel's sifaka) is the source of this 616-nucleotide messenger RNA. RefSeq names its product DNL-type zinc finger (gene DNLZ). The record is from RefSeq and is a predicted model, not a curated record. The transcript has 3 exons. Gene Ontology annotation, molecular function: protein-folding chaperone binding; zinc ion binding. Gene Ontology annotation, biological process: protein stabilization; protein folding; protein import into mitochondrial matrix. Gene Ontology annotation, cellular component: mitochondrion. Lineage: Eukaryota; Metazoa; Chordata; Mammalia; Primates; Indriidae. Bases 4 to 507 code for a protein of 167 amino acids.